GUACAUCCAUACGCAAAGAUAGCACUGAGCGUGUUGUCCGGAGCGGCAAAAAUAAUUCUUACUCAAGCAUCUCGCGAUAAAGCGGUAUUCAGCCUUCUCAAGAAGUUGGGUGAUGUUUAUCGUUGCAUCUCAGACUACAAGAGGCUUAGCCAGAUUUCUUCGAUGCAUGAGACGGUCCUUGGAAUUAUUUCACAACAGAUCCUUGAGUGUGCCCAAUUUAUCAGAGAUUAUGCGAAGAUCAAGAGCUAUUGUAAGUCCUUA
This is a messenger RNA of Suillus discolor, 261 nucleotides long. RefSeq lists its product as uncharacterized. The annotation marks the transcript as partial. The transcript has 2 exons. Lineage: Eukaryota; Fungi; Basidiomycota; Agaricomycetes; Boletales; Suillaceae. The record is from RefSeq and is a predicted model, not a curated record.